Molecule: messenger RNA, 348 nt
Organism: Prorocentrum cordatum
Lineage: Eukaryota; Dinophyceae; Prorocentrales; Prorocentraceae
Source: the annotation of a GenBank genome assembly
AGGCCCCGUGCCACCAGGGGGCGGCGCCCGCUGGCCGCUCAAGCAGGGCUGUCGGCCUUGCUGGCCAGGGCUUUGCCGCCUGCCCGCCACCCGCUGGCAGCAAAGGAGGGCAGGGGCGCGCGAUGGCGCGCGAGGGCAGCCGAUCGCGGAGCCCCCCGUCGCGCUCCGCGCUGGCCGGGCAGGUGGAGGCGUUCCUGCGCGGGUGCCCCGAUGUCGAGGAGCGCGCCAAGGCGCAGAUGCGCGACGCGCCGGCGGAGGUGCAGCAGGCCGUGCUCCGGCGUGGCGGGCUGAACGACGCCCGCAACCCGACGGCUGUGCUGAUCUCUAGGAUCCGCAACGCGGCGGAGG